UGAACGACGAACGUCAAAAAUUCGAAAACGACUCAAAAAGCGGUUUUAUGGAAUUUUUUCUGAUAAAUUUUAACACAAAUUAACGUCCACCAGAAUGAUUUCGACGCCCAAUUUAGAGAAAAUUUGCUUGUUUGAAAAAGACCGAGUGAAAAGUUUCAAAAAAUGGCCCUAUCCAAGCGCCAGUUCGUGUAACGUUCAAAAGAUGGCCGAAGCGGGCUUCUGCUGGCACGGUGACGACAACGAGGAAGACACAGCCAUCUGUUUCGUCUGCGGGAAGGUACUAGACGGUUGGGAAGAAACCGACGAGCCGUGGGUGGAACACAAAAAGCAUGCCCCCCAGUGUCUGUUCGUCAAGUACGGCCGACCGGAAGGGAGUUUGACGCACGAAGAAAUGACAAAUUUGCUAGAGGCGAUCCUGAAGGGAAGGCUUCAGAAUAAAUACAAUGCACUGAAAGACGCAGAGCACGCGAAAAUUGAGAAGAAGCGAAAGGAAAUGAUCAAACAUCUCUCGAAGCAUUGAAUACUGAAUAAUUUUACGACGGACUAGCAUUUUACCUAA
Molecule: messenger RNA, 559 nt
Organism: Topomyia yanbarensis
Lineage: Eukaryota; Metazoa; Arthropoda; Insecta; Diptera; Culicidae
Gene: Det
Product: baculoviral IAP repeat-containing protein 5
Exons: 3
Coding region: 95-520 (141 amino acids)
Source: RefSeq, a predicted model, not a curated record